AUGGUUGCCUACAUUUCCAAGAAGAGAAAGUUAGUCGCUGACGGUGUUUUCUACGCUGAAUUAAACGAAUUCUUCACCAGAGAAUUAGCUGAAGAAGGUUACUCCGGUGUCGAAGUCAGAGUUACUCCAACCAAGACUGAAAUUAUCAUCAGAGCUACCAGAACCCAAGAAGUCUUAGGUGAAAACGGUAGAAGAAUCAACGAAUUGACUUUAUUAGUUCAAAAAAGAUUCAAGUUCAAGGCUGGUACCGUUGUCUUAUAUGCCGAAAGAGUUCAAGACCGUGGUUUAUCCGCUGUUGCCCAAGCUGAAUCCAUGAAGUUCAAGUUAUUAAACGGUUUAGCUAUCAGAAGAGCUGCUUACGGUGUUAUUAGAUACGUUAUGGAAUCUGGUGCCAAGGGUUGUGAAGUUGUUAUCUCCGGUAAGUUAAGAGCUGCCAGAGCUAAGGCUAUGAAAUACGCUGACGGUUUCUUGAUCCACUCCGGUCAACCAGUCAACGACUUCAUUGAUGUUGCUACCAGACACGUCUUAAUGAGACAAGGUGUUUUAGGUAUCAGAAUUAAGAUCAUGAGAGACCCAUCUAAAUCUAAGGUUGGUCCAAGAGCCUUACCAGAUGCUGUCAACAUUGUUGAACCAAAGGAAGAAGAAAAAAUUUUGGUUGCUUCCGUCAACGACUACAGACCAGCUGAAGAACAAGAAGAAGUUGCUGCUUCUGCUUAA
Tetrapisispora phaffii CBS 4417 is the source of this 717-nucleotide messenger RNA. It is a transcript of the gene RPS3, whose product is annotated as 40S ribosomal protein uS3. Gene Ontology annotation, biological process: translation. Gene Ontology annotation, molecular function: RNA binding; structural constituent of ribosome. The record is from RefSeq and is a predicted model, not a curated record. The transcript has a single exon. Gene Ontology annotation, cellular component: cytosolic small ribosomal subunit; nucleus. Bases 1 to 717 code for a protein of 238 amino acids. Lineage: Eukaryota; Fungi; Ascomycota; Saccharomycetes; Saccharomycetales; Saccharomycetaceae.